Rotaria sp. Silwood2 is the source of this 1626-nucleotide messenger RNA. The record is from the annotation of a GenBank genome assembly. NCBI's taxonomy places the organism in Eukaryota, Metazoa, Rotifera, Eurotatoria, Philodinida, Philodinidae.
AUGGCGUCUGUAUCUAUUCAACGAAUACGUGAAUUGCGAGAUUCAUCUAUUCCCAAGGAUAGUUUACUUCGAGAUUCACUUCCUGAUGCAUCUGUUCUGGAUGUGAGCGAUGUUCCACAUAAAUGCGGCUUUUUAUCCGAUGAUGAAAUUACUAUUACUGAAAAGUAUACAGCUUCUCAACUUGUGAAUCUAUUGGCUAAAGGAGAAUUAACAGCUGAACAAGUUAUUAAAGCUUAUCUUAAACGAGCUGGUAUUGCUCAUCAACUAACUAAUUGUGCCACAGAAUUUCUUGGCGAAGAAGCCGUGGAUCGAGCAAAAUAUUUGGAUGACGAAUUUAAGAAACGAGGAGGGCCCAUAGGACCGAUUCAUGGUUUACCAAUCUCUGUCAAGGAGAUGGUAACGAUGCGAGGACGACGGAUCAGUUCAGGAUGGAUGAAAUGGAUUGACAGAAUUGCUGAAGAUGAUGCUCUCAUUUUGAAGAUUCUCUAUGACGCAGGUGCCGUCUUCUACGUUCGUACUACUCAACCACAAAGUCUUAUGCAUUUGGAAUGUAGCAGUCAUGUAUACGGUACUACUACAAAUCCAUUUAAUCGACAAUUAAGUUCUGGAGGAAGUUCAGGUGGAGAAGGUGCACUUCUUGCUCUUAAAGGUAGUCCCAUAGGAAUAGGCACCGAUAUUGGUGGAAGUAUACGUUUUCCAGCUGCUACUAAUGGAGUUUAUGGAUUGAGACCAACUACUUUUCGAUUACCGGUGCGAGGUCUGAUGGUAGCACAGGUGGGAAGUCAAAGUAUUUUUGGUACGAUUGGUCCACUUGCUCGAGCGAGAGAAGAUAUUAAUUUAUUCAUGAAAGCAAUACUCGACACCGAACCAUGGCGAGUAGAUCCAUCUCUUGUGCCCAUUCCUUGGAGAACAAUUACGUUAGAUUCGACAAAUUUAACCGUUGCUGUCAUGUGGGAUGAUGGAGUAGUACAUCCUCAUCCACCCAUUAUUCGAGCUCUUCGUGAAACUGUUGAGCAAUUGAAAACAGCUGGAAUUCGAGUUAUUGAUUGGGAACCAGUCGAUCAUCAGGAAAGUUGGGAUUUAAUUAGUGCACUCUAUUAUUGUAAUGGAGCUGAAGAAGAGCGAAAUUUGAUGACAGAAGUAGAUGAGCAACCGCUACCAUUGACCAACUGGAUCAUUAAUCAGCCGCAAGUCAAAAAACGAAACUGGAUAGAAAUGAAUGAAUUGAUUUCCGAGAGAGAAAAGUAUCGUAGUCAUUAUGCAGAGAUAUGGAACGAGCGAGAAGCAUCCUUCAAUUGUUCUAUCGAUUGUCUUCUUACACCAGCAGGUUCAUCUGCAGCUCCGCAACAUGGCACAGCCAAAUGGUGGGGUUAUACUUCUGUUUGGAAUCUUCUUGACUAUCCAGCUGCUACUUUUCCUGUCACAACUGUCGAUCUUGUGAAAGAUCAACCUGACAUCGAAUAUAAACCUAGAAAUACACUUGACGAGGAGAAUUAUAAACUUUACAAUUCACCACAAUCAUAUGCAAAUGCUCCUAUUGGAUUACAAAUUGUGUGUCGACGAUAUAAUGAUGAAAAAGUAAUGAAAUGUAUGGAAAUAAUGGAAAGAGCAAUGGGGAAAGAAUAA